GACGAAUUCUAAAUCCCGACAGCUCCACCACCAACUUAUCAAGCAGACCUUGGGAGGAGCUUCAAAAAUAAGUCAAAAGGGCUAUUCGCAAAACGGAAACCCGGGUUUGACACCAGAAAACGAAAUGGACUUUGCGUUAAGACAAGUCUACCGGUGGGCGGUACCCGCCGUCAUCGCCGGGUCCUUCGUCCAAGCCUCCAUCUACGACGUCCGUGGUGGUUCCCGAGCCGUCAUCUUCGAUCGAUUGCAAGGAGUCAAGGAAAAUGUUAUCAACGAGGGCACACAUUUCCUCGUUCCCUGGUUACAGCGCAGCAUCGUCUUCGAUGUCCGAACCAAGCCUCGAAAUAUCGCUACGACUACCGGUAGCAAGGAUUUACAGAUGGUCAGCUUAACGCUGAGAGUUCUACACAGGCCUGAGGUCAAGUCCUUGCCUAAAAUCUACCAGAACCUCGGCACCGACUACGACGAGCGAGUCCUCCCCUCCAUCGGCAACGAAGUCCUAAAAUCCAUCGUCGCACAAUUCGACGCCGCGGAACUAAUCACACAACGAGAAGCCGUCUCCCAGCGCAUCCGCGCCGACCUAAUGAAGCGAGCUUCCGAAUUCAACAUCGCCCUCGAAGAUGUAUCGAUCACGCACAUGACCUUCGGCAAAGAAUUCACAAAAGCCGUAGAACAGAAACAGAUCGCACAGCAAGAUGCCGAGCGCGCGCGCUUCAUCGUCGAGAAGGCCGAGCAGGAACGUCAGGCCAAUGUUAUCCGCGCCGAGGGUGAAGCCGAGUCCGCGGAUACUAUUUCUAAGGCUAUUGCUAAGUCCGGCGAUGGUCUAAUUCAAAUUCGAAAGAUCGAGGCUAGUCGUGAGAUCGCGCAGACUUUGGCUUCGAAUCCGAAUGUUUCGUACCUGCCAAACGGAAACAAGCAAGGGGGUAGUGGGAGUCAGUUCUUACUCUCGGUUGGCAGGACGUGAUGAGGAAGGGAGGCUGUUAGUGAUGUAAAAGGACAAGAGGAAUGAAAAAAAAAAAAAGGUCACGAAUGGUUGGUGUCCAGAAAAGAAGGGCAUGUGUAUACUACAUAAGCGACCAACUGCCCGGUUCUCCACUUCGGGAUAUGAAUAAUAUGUGUCAAUAUCAGUAAAAGUCAAGUGUUGUUCUCCAAU
Molecule: messenger RNA, 1153 nt
Organism: Hypoxylon trugodes
Lineage: Eukaryota; Fungi; Ascomycota; Sordariomycetes; Xylariales; Hypoxylaceae
Product: band 7 family-domain-containing protein
Exons: 2
Coding region: 125-964 (279 amino acids)
Biological process (GO): mitochondrion organization
Cellular component (GO): membrane; mitochondrion
Source: RefSeq, a predicted model, not a curated record